UUAUAUGAAGGAAAACAAAAAAAAAGGAAAAAGUUUAGUCUAUUAACCUUUAAUCUGGACAAUGAACAGCCAGAUUAUGAUAUGGACUCUGAGGAUGAAACCUUACUGAACAGACUAAAUCGGAAGAUGGAAAUCAAGCCGCUGCAGUUUGAGAUAAUGGUUGACAGACUUGAAAAAGCCAGUUCUAGUCAGCUUGUAACACUUCAGGAAGCUAAAUUGCUGCUAAAUGAGGAUGACUACCUUAUUAAGGCUGUAUAUGACUACUGGGUAAGAAAGCGUAAGAAUUGCAGAGGGCCAUCUCUCAUCCCCCAAAUCAAACAAGAAAAGAGGGAUGGCUCCACCAACAACGACCCUUACGUUGCCUUCCGGAGGAGAACUGAGAAGAUGCAGACAAGAAAGAAUCGAAAGAAUGAUGAAGCAUCUUAUGAGAAGAUGUUGAAAUUAAGAAGAGAGUUUAGCAGAGCCAUAACAAUUUUGGAGAUGAUUAAGAGAAGAGAGAAAACAAAACGCGAGCUAUUGCAUUUAACAUUAGAAGUUGUUGAGAAAAGGUACCAUUUGGGUGAUUAUGGAGGUGAAAUCCUCAAUGAAGUAAAGCUUAAUAGACCCGAAAAAGAGAUGAGCACAACUCCAUCCACACUUCAUAAUGGAAAUCAUCACAAAGUUCAAGAAUGUAAAGUUAAGCAUCCUCAUCAUUCAUCUCUAAAGGAGGAAGUGUCAGAUGUUGUACGUCAAAAGAAGAAAUAUCUGAAGAAACCUAAAAUAGAGUGUGUAGUAACUCCUCAACAGCCCUCUGCGGAGCCCUUGCCUGUAAUCAACAAGAGCGAUAUUAAACAGUAUGACUUCCACAGUUCAGAUGAAGAUGAGUUCCCGCAGGUACCCUCACCAGUAUCGGAAGCAGAAGAAGAAAAUGAUCCUGAUGGACCUUGUGCUUUCAGGAGAAGAGCAGGCUGCCAGUAUUAUGCUCCUCGUUUGGACCAAACUAAUUCUUCAUAUGAAAACUCAGAAUUGGCAGAAUUGGACAAACUGAGGUUCAGGCAUUGCCUUACAACCCUUACAAUCCCAAGAAGAUGUAUAGGAUUUGCAAGAAGACGAAUUGGCAGGGGUGGAAGGGUUAUAAUGGACCGAAUAUCCACAGAACAUGAUCCUGUCUUGAGACAGAUUGACCCGGAAAUGCUGAACAGUUUUUCAAGCUCUUCCCAGACUUUAGACUUUUCUUCUAAUUUUUCACGGACCAAUGCUUCCAAUAAACGUUGUGAAAACAGACUGUCCCUUUCUGAAAUACUAAGCAAUAUCAGAUCAUGUCGACUGCAGUGUUUUCAGCCAAGGCUACUAAAUCUACAGGACAGUGAUAGUGAAGAAUGUACCUCAUGGAAACCAGGGCAGACUGUGAAUAAUAAAAGAGUUUCUGCAGCGUCUGUAGCUUUAUUGAACACCAGCAAGAAUGGCAUAUCAGUAACAGGGGGUAUCACGGAGGAACAAUUUCAGACACAUCAACAGCAGUUAGUUCAAAUGCAGAGGCAACAACUUGCUCAGCUUCAGCAGAAACAGCAAUCUCAGCAUUCCUCACAACAGACACAUCCGAAAGCACAGGGCUCCAGCACCUCUGACUGUAUGUCAAAAACACUUGAUUCAGCCAGCGCCCACUUUGCUGCAUCUGCAGUGGUUAGUGCACCUGCUCCUAGUCGCAGUGAGGUAACGAAGGAACAAAACACCAGCCACAACAAUAUUAAUGGUGUUGUCCAGCCUUCAGGAACCUCUAGAACUUUGUACUCCACCAACAUGGCUUUAUCAUCCAGCCCAGGGAUUUCAACUGUACAGCUUGUAAGGACAGUUGGCCACACCACCACAAACCACUUAAUUCCAGCGUUGUGCACAAGCAGCCCUCAAACGCUUCCCAUGAACAAUUCUUGCCUGACGAACGCAGUGCACCUCAACAAUGUCAGUGUUGUUUCUCCAGUCAAUGUGCAUAUCAAUACAAGGACUUCAGCACCAUCGCCAACAGCCUUAAAACUUGCCACAGUUGCUGCCAGUAUGGACAGAGUGCCAAAGGUAACUCCUAGCAGUGCCAUCAGCAGUAUAGCAAGAGAGAACCAUGAACCAGAACGACUGGGUUUAAAUGGCAUAGCAGAGACAACAGUAGCGAUGGAAGUGACAUAACCUCAGACCAGUGUCUCAACCUGUGCUAAUGGUGUAGUCAUUUAUAUUCCAACUGAAUGCAAAAUACAGCACUCUGUGGAUCACAGAGAACUAAAAUGGACCUAAAUGGACUGUCAUUAUAUCGUGUAUUAAGUCGAUAUAUAAUGUAAAUUUUGUAAAAUUGGGAAAAUCACUACCUUGUAAAAUAGUUUAUUUGUAUCAUCAAUAUUAUUUCUGUUACUUGAAUAGUAGAUAUUCAUCAUCAUGCUUUUGCACUUGAAUUUGCAACUGAAUGGAUUAAAAAAUAAUUCUUUAAUGGGAUCAUGAGCAUGAAAUGGGAUCCUGCAUCACUUGUUUUAACUAUUUAUUUUGCCAUGUUUACAUUUUGUAUCUUGUACAAAUAAAUCCAACUUUGUGUCUAAAAAAAAGUUAAAGAUUCAUAGCUAGGAAACAAAAUUCUUGUAAUUUUUUUCUAAAGGAAAUGUAAAGUUUUCACUUGGUUCAUUUUGUUUCACAAUUUGACUAGAUGGACUUUUUGGUAAAUACUUUAGUGGCAUUUCACUGUCAAAUAUGAAGUUCAAGGCAAAAUAGUAUUUUCUAUUACUGUGCAGGGGAAAGGGAUGGAUCGAUACAUGCAAAUUUAAUGUAGUAACUCACUUUUCCAUAUAUUUUGAAUGUAUAUUUCUAUUUAUAAUACCAGUUUAUAAAAAAUAAUUACACAGGAAAAAAAACUGACUAGGAAAAUUAUGCAUCUAGCACAUAUAAAAUUGUGCAGAUAUGAGAAAAUUUUCAACUGAUUACAUUUUAUCUGAAGACUGCAUAUUUUAACCGGCUUUAAAACUGUAACACACCACAUAAAGGAUAUUUUACCAGGUAUGUAUUGCAUUAUAUAUCAUUGCAAUAAUUAAUUAUUGGAUGUCUAGAUAUCGAGCCAUCCCAGGUGGUG
Messenger RNA from Fulmarus glacialis (Northern fulmar), 3082 nucleotides. RefSeq names its product enhancer of polycomb homolog 2 (Drosophila) (gene EPC2). Gene Ontology annotation, biological process: regulation of transcription by RNA polymerase II. The annotation marks the transcript as partial. Gene Ontology annotation, cellular component: piccolo histone acetyltransferase complex. The record is from RefSeq and is a predicted model, not a curated record. The transcript has 13 exons. NCBI's taxonomy places the organism in Eukaryota, Metazoa, Chordata, Aves, Procellariiformes, Procellariidae.